Diversispora eburnea is the source of this 222-nucleotide messenger RNA. The record is from the annotation of a GenBank genome assembly. NCBI's taxonomy places the organism in Eukaryota, Fungi, Glomeromycota, Glomeromycetes, Diversisporales, Diversisporaceae.
AUGUAUUAACUGAUGAAGGUAUUAUUGAAAUAGUUAUUCAUGAAUUUUGUAAUAACGAUGAUGAAUCAGAUAAUGAAGAAGGAUCACUACCACCUCCUCCAAUAACUAUAAUAGAAGCAAUUGAUGCACUAAAAAAAGUUAUAAGCUAUCAAGAAAGUCUUGAAGUUAGAAAAGAAUUUAAUGAGAAUGAAUUAUCGAUAUUACGAAAAGGUUUAGAGAAUG